GUUCCUGGUUAGUUUCAUGGUGGACGCGCGCGGCGGCUCCAUGCGGGGAAGUCGUCAUAACGGGAUGCGCAUUAUCAUCCCGCCCAGGAAGUGCACGGCUCCGACACGCAUCACCUGCCGCCUGGUGAAGAGGCACAAGCUGGCCACUCCCCCACCGAUGGUGGAUGGAGAGGGAUUGGCCAGCAGGCUGGUGGAGGUGGGGCCUGCUGGAGCUCAGUUCCUGGGGUAGGCCUUUACAUUGUUUAUUUACCUGUUUGUUAGUUUUGAAGCUUCUUUCCUCAUCUCCAUGGAAACCAUCUGUUCUUGUAGUGUUUGGUGUUGAGUUGUUUAGUGUGGUAGUGGUGUUUCAGUGUUUAGAUAGAGGAGCUUGCCCACCUUUGUUCCAAUGCCAACACAGACCCCCAGUAGACCCCAGCACCACUAAAGGAUUGGAGGUCAGUCUGCUACUUUAUCACAUAGCAUCCUGCAGAUAGCACUACUCUCCAUAGUUGAACACUUCUACCAUAUGUUGGAUUGUCAUAGAAAGAGACUGUUUAAAGACCAAACUAAAGAGUGCAGCCUCCAAACAGUGAUGCUGAUGCUGUCCUAGAGGCAGCAUCACAGAACAAGCAUCCACACAGUGAUGCUGAUGAUGUCCUAGAGGCAGCAUCACAGAACAAGCCUCCACACAGUGAUGCUAAUGAUGUCCUAGAGGCAGCAUCACAGAACAAGCCUCCAAACAGUGAUGCUAAUGAUGUCCUAGAGACAGCAUCACAGAACACGCCUCCACACAGUGAUGCUAAUGAUGUCCUAGAGGCAGCAUCACAGAACAAGCAUCCACACAGUGAUGCUGAUGCUGUCCUAGAGGCAGCAUCACAGAACAAGCCUCCACACAGUGAUGCUAAUGAUGUCAGAGGCAGCAUCACAGAACAAGCCUCCACACAGUGAUGCUAAUGAUGUCCUAGAGGCAGCAUCACAGAACAAGCAUCCACACAGUGAUGCUGAUGCUGUCCUAGAGGCAGCAUCACAGAACAAGCCUCCACACAGUGAUGCUAAUGAUGUCCUAGAGGCAGCAUCACAGAACAAGCAUCCACACAGUGAUGCUGAUGCUGUCCUAGAGGCAGCAUCACAGAACAAGCCUCCACACAGUGAUGCUAAUGAUGUCAGAGGCAGCAUCACAGAACAAGCCUCCACACAGUGAUGCUAAUGAUGUCCUAGAGGCAGCAUCACAGAACAAGCAUCCACACAGUGAUGCUGAUGCUGUCCUAGAGGCAGCAUCACAGAACAAGCCUCCACACAGUGAUGCUAAUGAUGUCAGAGGCAGCAUCACAGAACAAGCCUCCACACAGUGAUGCUAAUGAUGUCAGAGGCAGAAUCACAGAACAAGCCUCCACACAGUGAUGCUAAUGAUGUCUUAGAGGCAGCAUCACGGAACAAGCCUCCACACAGUGAUGCUAAUGAUGUCUUAGAGGCAGCAUCACAGAACAAGCCUCCACACAGUGAUGCUAAUGAUGUCCUAGAGACAGCAUCACAGAACACGCCUCCACACAGUGAUGCUAAUGAUGUCCUAGAGGCAGCAUCACAGAACAAGCAUCCACACAGUGAUGCUAAUGAUGUCCUAGAGACAGCAUCACAGAACAAGCCUCCACACAGUGAUGCUAAUGAUGUCAGAGACAGCAUCACAGAACAAGCCUCCACACAGUGAUGCUAAUGAUGUCCUAGAGACAGCAUCACAGAACAAGCCUCCACACAGUGAUGCUAAUGAUGUCCUAGAGGCAGCAUCACAGAACAAGCCUCCACACAGUGAUGCUAAUGAUGUCUUAGAGGCAGCAUCACAGAACAAGCCUCCACACAGUGAUGCUAAUGCUGUCAGAGACAGCAUCACAGAACACGCCUCCACACAGUGAUGCUAAUGCUGUCCUAGAGACAGCAUCACAGAACAAGCCUCCACACAGUGAUGCUAAUGAUGUCUUAGAGGCAGCAUCACAGAACAAGCCUCCACACAGUGAUGCUAAUGAUGUCCUAGAGGCAACAUCACAGAACAAGCCUCCACACAGUGAUGCUAAUGAUGUCCUAGAGACAGCAUCACAGAACAAGCCUCCACACAGUGAUGCUAAUGAUGUCCUAGAGGCAGCAUCACAGAACAAGCCUCCACACAGUGAUGCUAAUGAUGUCUUAGAGGCAGCAUCACAGAACAAGCCUCCACACAGUGAUGCUAAUGCUGUCCUAGAGACAGCAUCACAGAACACGCCUCCACACAGUGAUGCUAAUGAUUUUAGAGGCAGCAUCCCAGAACACUUUAGGUGUGGUCAGAUGGCCAUUUGUUCAUGUGCUGUUCUGUAGGAAUGCCAGUUUGUUGCUCAUAUCAUCUUCUGUGUCUCUUAAUGCUGCUUGGAUGUGACUCAGUAAACUGCACCUUCCUAGAAAGCUCCCAUGUCUAGACGAUGGAGAGAUGUUGGUUAGCCGAGUCCUGCAGCUGGGGCCACCAGGAACUAAGUUUAUUGGGUAGGAGGACCAUCCCAUAGAGAUACAUCAGGCUGUCCAUGCUAGAUAAUAUUAGGACCAUCCCAUAGAGAGACAUCAGGCUGUCCAUGCUAGAUAAUAUUAGGACCAUCCCAUAGAGAGACAUCAGGCUGUCCAUGCUAGAUAAUAUUAGGACCAUCCCAUAGAGAGACAUCAGGCUGUCCAUGCUAGAUAAUAUUAGGACCAUCCCAUAGAGAGACAUCAGGCUGUCCAUGCUAGAUAAUAUUAGGACCAUCCCAUAGAGAGACAUCAGGCUGUCCAUGCUAGAUAAUAUUAGGACCAUCCCAUAGAGAGACAUCAGGCUGUCCAUGCUAGAUAAUAUUAGGACCAUCCCAUAGAGAGACAUCAGGCUGUCCAUGCUAGAUAAUAUUAGGACCAUCCCAUAGAGAGACAUCAGGCUGUCCAUGCUAGAUAAUAUUAGGACCAUCCCAUAGAGAGACAUCAGGCUGUCCAUGCUAGAUAAUAUUAGGACCAUCCCAUAGAGAGACAUCAGGCUGUCCAUGCUAGAUAAUAUUAGGACCAUCCCAUAGAGAGACAUCAGGCUGUCCAUGCUAGAUAAUAUUAGGACCAUCCCAUAGAGAGACAUCAGGCUGUCCAUGCUAGAUAAUAUUAGGACCAUCCCAUAGAGAGACAUCAGGCUGUCCAUGCUAGAUAAUAUUAGGACCAUCCCAUAGAGAGACAUCAGGCUGUCCAUGCUAGAUAAUAUUAGGACCAUCCCAUAGAGAGACAUCAGGCUGUCCAUGCUAGAUAAUAUUAGGACCAUCCCAUAGAGAGACAUCAGGCUGUCCAUGCUAGAUAAUAUUAGGACCAUCCCAUAGAGAGACAUCAGGCUGUCCAUGCUAGAUAAUAUUAGGACCAUCCCAUAGAGAGACAUCAGGCUGUCCAUGCUAGAUAAUAUUAGGACCAUCCCAUAGAGAGACAUCAGGCUGUCCAUGCUAGAUAAUAUUAGGACCAUCCCAUAGAGAGACAUCAGGUGUCCAUGAUAGAAUAUUAGGACCAUCCCAUAGAGCCUGUCCAUGCUAGAUAAUAUUAGGACCAUCCCAUAGAGAGACAUCAGGCUGUCCAUGCUAGAUAAUAUUAGGACCAUCCCAUAGAGAGACAUCAGGCUGUCCAUGCUAGAUAAUAUUAGGACCAUCCCAUAGAGAGACAUCAGGCUGUCCAUGCUAGAUAAUAUUAGGACCAUCCCAUAGAGAGACAUCAGGCUGUCCAUGCUAGAUAAUAUUAGGACCAUCCCAUAGAGAGACAUCAGGCUGUCCAUGCUAGAUAAUAUUAGGACCAUCCCAUAGAGAGACAUCAGGCUGUCCAUGCUAGAUAAUAUUAGGACCAUCCCAUAGAGAGACAUCAGGCUGUCCAUGCUAGAUAAUAUUAGGACCAUCCCAUAGAGAGACAUCAGGCUGUCCAUGCUAGAUAAUAUUAGGACCAUCCCAUAGAGAGACAUCAGGCUGUCCAUACUAGAUAAUAUUAGGACCAUCCCAUAGAGAGACAUCAGGCUGUCCAUGCUAGAUAAUAUUAGGACCAUCCCAUGGAGCGACAUCAGGCUGUCCAUGCUAGAUAAUAUUAGGACCAUCCCAUAGAGAGACAUCAGGCUGUCCAUGCUAGAUAAUAUUAGGACCAUCCCAUAGAGAGACAUCAGGCUGUCCAUGCUAGAUAAUAUUAGGACCAUCCCAUGGAGCGACAUCAGGCUGUCCAUGCUAGAUAAUAUUAGGACCAUCUCCAUCACCACCAUGUGAUUCUGAGUUCUAACCACCUCCAUUCGUAUCUGUGUUAAAUCUUUCAGUGGACGUUGUGUGUUGGCUGUUGGCUGUUGGCUGUUGGCUGGUGUAAGCUUGGGCUCUUCCCCUCCUGUCUGUUUCAGCUCUUCCUGCUUGUUGGGCCUGAGACUCAGUGCUACACCAGUAUCCUGCUAUCAUGACUGUUGAUCCUUUCCCAAGUUUGGUUACUAGCCUGAAACCUCCCUUAACAAUAUGAGCUAACUUUGAUCUGAAUAAUGGAGAAGGCUGGGUAUCUAUGGCCUCAGUCUCUACUAAGUUUCUACUCCCCUCACUAGGUAUAGUAUCUCCUGUCACUUUAAUGUCCAGAAGAGGAGGGACUCACAUCUUAUUACACGUUUUCAAUUUGCUAGAUAAAAUACGAAAUUAGGCUACAUAUCAAUUCUUCCUCUUGAGUUAUGUUUAGUGUAUAAUUGUCCUGUGUGGCAUGUCAUAGUGCAUGCUUCCAUCAUACCUACAUCCCUGGUUGUCUUCCUGUUCUCAGACUGGGCCUCUCUGCCUUCCCCCUCCAUCCCUGGUUGUCUUCCUGUUCUCAGACUGGGCCUCUCUGCCUUCCCCCUCCAUCCCUGGUUGUCUUCCUGUUCUCAGACUGGGCCUCUCUGCCUUCCCCCUCCAUCCCUGGUUGUCUUCCUGUUCUCAGACUGGGCCUCUCUGCCUUCCCCCUCCAUCCCUGGUUGUCUUCCUGUUCUCAGACUGGGCCUCUCUGCCUUCCCCCUCCAUCCCUGGUUGUCUUCCUGUUCUCAGACUGGGCCUCUCUGCCUUCCCCCUCCAUCCCUGGUUGUCUUCCUGUUCUCAGACUGGGCCUCUCUGCCUUCCCCCUCCAUCCCUGGUUGUCUUCCUGUUCUCAGACUGGGCCUCUCUGCCUUCCCCCUCCAUCCCUGGUUGUCUUCCUGUUCUCAGACUGGGCCUCUCUGCCUUCCCCCUCCAUCCCUGGUUGUCUUCCUGUUCUCAGACUGGGCCUCUCUGCCUUCCCCCUCCAUCCCUGGUUGUCUUCCUGUUCUCAGACUGGGCCUCUCUGCCUUCCCCCUCCACAUAUUGCAGCUUCUCGUCAGCGUCCGUCUGGUCUGGCUGCUCCAUGCGUCAUGUCUGUUGUAAUAAAGCCAGCAUGUUGACAGCUGUUCCCAUUCCAUUACCAAUGCUACCAUGAAAGCAUUCCAGGUCUAUUAGGUCUGCUCCCUCCAUCCUGAGGGAUGACUAUAUCAGUCAUGUGGCGUCAUACCAACAGCACCUUCACCUCUCCUCUGUCAUCCCAGUCGGCUCGGGAGGGGCGGCCAUAUUGGGGCUAUAGUGUUGUGGUUUCUUUGUAACCACUGAGAAAGCCCUGUGGUUUCCCCGACAGCCCUGUGAUCGUGGAGAUCCCCCAUUUUGGUUCAAUGAGGGGGAAGGAGAGAGAGCUGAUCAUGCUGAGGAGUGAGAACGGAGAGACCUGGAAGGAACAUCAGGACGACUACAAGACAGAUGACCUCAAUGAGCUGCUCAACGGCAUGGAUGAAGGUAUGGAGGAUAUUAUAGAACUAUCAUUCAGAUGGAUGAAGGUAUGGAGGAUAUUAUACAACUAUCAUUCAGAUGGAUGAAGGUAUGGAGGAUAUUAUACAACUAUCAUUCAGAUGGAUGAAGGUAUGGAGGAUAUUAUAGAACUAGCAUUCAGAUGGAUGAAGGUAUGGAGGAUAUUAUACAACUAGCAUUCAGAUGGAUGAAGGUAUGGAGUAUAUUAUACAACUAGCAUUCAGAUGGAUGAAGGUAUGGAGUAUAUUAUACAACUAGCAUUCAGAUGGAUGAAGGUAUGGAGUAUAUUAUACAACUAGCAUUCAGAUGGAUGAAGGUAUGGAGUAUAUUAUACAACUAGCAUUCAGAUGGAUGAAGGUAUGGAGGAUAUUAUACAACUAUCAUUCAGAUGGAUGAAGGUAUGGAGUAUAUUAUACAACUAUCAUUCAGAUGGAUGAAGGUAUGGAGUAUAUUAUACAACUAUCAUUCAGAUGGAUGAAGGUAUGGAGUAUAUUAUACAACUAUCAUUCAGAUGGAUGAAGGUAUGGAGUAUAUUAUACAACUAUCAUUCAGAUGGAUGAAGGUAUGGAGUAUAUUAUAGAACUAUCAUUCAGAUGGAUGAAGGUAUGGAGUAUAUUAUAGAACUAUCAUUCAGAUGGAUGAAGGUAUGGAGUAUAUUAUAGAACUAUCAUUCAGAUGGAUGAAGGUAUGGAGUAUAUUAUACAACUAGCAUUCAGAUGGAUGAAGGUAUGGAGUAUAUUAUAGAACUAUCAUUCAGAUGGAUGAAGGUAUGAAGUAUAUUAUAGAACUAUCAUUCAGAUGGAUGAAGGUAUGGAGUAUAUUAUACAACUAUCAUUCAGAUGGAUGAAGGUAUGGAGUAUAUUAUACAACUAUCAUUCAGAUGGAUGAAGGUAUGGAGGAUAUUAUACAACUAUCAUUCAGAUGGAUGAAGGUAUGGAGUAUAUUAUACAACUAGCAUUCAGAUGGAUGAAGGUAUGGAGUAUAUUAUACAACUAGCAUUCAGAUGGAUGAAGGUAUGGAGUAUAUUAUACAACUAUCAUUCAGAUGGAUGAAGGUAUGGAGUAUAUUAUAGAACUAUCAUUCAGAUGGAUGAAGGUAUGGAGGAUAUUAUACAACUAUCAUUCAGAUGGAUGAAGGUAUGGAGGAUAUUAUACAACUAUCAUUCAGAUGGCUGAAGGUAUGGAGGAUAUUAUACAACUAUCAUUCAGAUGGCUGAAGGUAUGGAGUAUAUUAUAGAACUAGCAUUCAGAUGGAUGAAGGUAUGGAGUAUAUUAUAGAACUAUCAUUCAGAUGGAUGAAGGUAUGGAGUAUAUUAUACAACUAUCAUUCAGAUGGAUGAAGGUAUGGAGUAUAUUAUACAACAACUAUCAUUCAGAUGGAUGAAGGUAUGGAGUAUAUUAUAGAACUAUCAUUCAGAUGGAUGAAGGUAUGGAGUAUAUUAUAGAACUAUCAUUCAGAUGGAUGAAGGUAUGGAGUAUAUUAUAGAACUAUCAUUCAGAUGGAUGAAGGUAUGGAGUAUAUUAUAGAACUAUCAUUGAUUCUGGACAGUUCAGUGUAAUAAUCAUUCUGUUGUCUCUACCUCCACAGAGAUGGACAGUUCAGUGUAAUAAUCAUUCUGUUGUCUCUACCUCCACAGAGAUGGACAGUUCAGUGGGAAUAAUCAUUAUGUUAUCUCUACCCCCCACAGAGAUGGACAGUUUCAGUGUAAUAAUCAUUCUGUUGUCUCUACCUCCACAGAGAUGGACAGUUCAGUGUAAAAUCAUUCUGUUGUCUCUACCUCCACGAGAUGGACAGUUCAGUGUAAUAAUCAUUCUGUUGUCUCUACCUCCCACAGAGAUGGACCCGUUCAGUGUAAAAAUCAUUCUGUAAUCUCUACCCCACAGAGAUGGAAGUUCAGUGUAAUAACAUUCUGUAAUCUCUACCUCCACAGAGAUGGACAGUUCAGUGUAAUAAUCAUUCUGUAAUCUCUACCUCCACAGAGAUGGACAGUUCAGUGUAAUAAUCAUUCUGUUGUCUCUACCUCCACAGAGAUGGACAGUUCAGUGUAAUAAUCAUUAUGUAAUCUCUACCUCCACAGAGAUGGACAGUUCAGUGUAAUAAUCAUUCUGUUGUCUCUACCUCCACAGAGCUGGACAGUUUCAGUGUAAUAAUCAUUCUGUUGUCUCUACCUCCACAGAGAUGGACAGUUCAGUGUAAUAAUCAUUCUGUAAUCUCUACCUCCACAGAGAUGGACAGUUCAGUGUAAUAAUCAUUCUGUAAUCUCUACCUCCACAGAGAUGGACAGUUCAGUGUAAUAAUCAUUCUGUAAUCUCUACCUCCACAGAGAUGGACAGUUCAGUGUAAUAAUCAUUCUGUUGUCUCUACCUCCACAGAAAUGGACAGUUCAGUGUAAUAAUCAUUCUGUUGUCUCUACCUCCACAGAGAUGGACAGUUCAGUGUAAUAAUCAUUCUGUAAUCUCUACCUCCACAGAGAUGGACAGUUCAGUGUAAUAAUCAUUCUGUUGUCUCUACCUCCACAGAGAUGGACAGUUCAGUGUAAUAAUCAUUAUGUUGUCUCUACCUCCACAGAGAUGGACAGUUCAGUGUAAUAAUCAUUCUGUUGUCUCUACCUCCACAGAGCUGGACAGUUCAGUGUAAUAAUCAUUCUGUUGUCUCUACCUCCACAGAGAUGGACAGUUCAGUGUAAUAAUCAUUCUGUUGUCUCUACCUCCACAGAGAUGGACAGUUCAGUGUAAUAAUCAUUCUGUUGUCUCUACCUCCACAGAGAUGGACAGUUCAGUGUAAUAAUCAUUAUGUAAUCUCUACCUCCACAGAGAUGGACAGUUCAGUGUAAUAAUCAUUCUGUUGUCUCUACCUCCACAGAGCUGGACAGUUCAGUGUAAUAAUCAUUCUGUUGUCUCUACCUCCACAGAGCUGGACAGUUCAGUUGUAAUAAUCAUUCUGUUUGUCUCUACCUCCACAGAGAUGGACAGUUCAGUGUAAUAAUCAUUCUGUUGUCUCUACCUCCACAGAGAUGGACAGUUCAGUUGUAAUAAUCAUUCUGUUGUCUCUACCUCCACAGAGAUGGACAGUUCAGUGUAAUAAUCAUUCUGUUGUCUCUACCUCCACAGAGAUGGACAGUUCAGUGUAAUAAUCAUUCUGUUGUCUCUACCUCCACAGAGAUGGACAGUUCAGUGUAAUAAUCAUUCUGUUGUCUCUACCUCCACAGAGAUGGACAGUUCAGUGUAAUAAUCAUUAUGUUGUCUCUACCUCCACAGAGAUGGACAGUUCAGUGUAAUAAUCAUUCUGUUGUCUCUACCUCCACAGAGAUGGACAGUUCAGUGUAAUAAUCAUUCUGUUGUCUCUACCUCCACAGAGAUGGACAGUUCAGUGUAAUAAUCAUUAUGUUGUCUCUACCUCCACAGAGAUGGACAGUUCAGUGUAAUAAUCAUUCUGUUGUCUCUUCCUCCACAGAGAUGGACAGUUCAGUGUAAUAAUCAUUCUGUUGUCUCUACCUCCACAGAGAUGGACAGUUCAGUGUAAUAAUCAUUCUGUUGUCUCUACCUCCACAGAGAUGGACAGUUCAGUGUAAUAAUCAUUCUGUUGUCUCUUCCUCCACAGAGAUGGACAGUUCAGUGUAAUAAUCAUUCUGUUGUCUCUACCUCCACAGAGAUGGACAGUUCAGUGUAAUAAUCAUUAUGUUAUCUCUACCUCCACAUAGAUGGACAGUUCAGUGUAAUAAUCAUUAUGUAAUCUCUACCUCCACAGAGAUGGACAGUUCAGUGUAAUAAUCAUUCUGUUGUCUCUACCUCCACAGAGAUGGACAGUUCAGUGUAAUAAUCAUUCUGUAAUCUCUACCUCCACAGAGAUGGACAGUUCAGUGUAAUAAUCAUUCUGUUGUCUCUACCUCCACAGAGAUGGACAGUUCAGUGUAAUAAUCAUUCUGUUGUCUCUACCUCCACAGAGAUGGACAGUUCAGUGUAAUAAUCAUUCUGUUGUCUCUACCUCCACAGAGAUGGACAGUUCAGUGUAAUAAUCAUUCUGUUGUCUCUACCUCCACAGAGAUGGACAGUUCAGUGUAAUAAUCAUUCUGUUGUCUCUACCUCCACAGAGAUGGACAGUUCAGUGUAAUAAUCAUUCUGUUGUCUCUACCUCCACAGAGAUGGACAGUGCCGAGGACCUGGAGAAGAAGCGUAUCUGUCGCAUCAUCACCAAGGAUUUCCCACAGUACUUUGCGGUGGUGUCUCGUAUCAGACAGGAGAGCAGCCAGAUGGGCCCAGAGGGAGGAGUCCUCUCCAGCCUGACACUCCCAUUGGUCCAGGCCUCCUUCCCCGAGGGGGCGCUCACCAAAAAGAUACGCGUGGGACUGCAGGUUGGUCUGGUCACAAUGCUGAACUGUUCUGGGAACAAUUGGGGAAACGAUCGCACUGUACUUGUUUACUGUAGUUGUUAUGAGAAGAAUGAAUCACUUGUUGAAUAAGGAUAGGAGGCGUGUUAUAACUGUGGAACAGCGUUUCUGAUUGGCUUAUUAUGAAUUAUGAUUCUGAUUGGUUCUAGGCCCAGCCGGCUCCUGAUGACAUGGUGAAGAAGAUCCUUGGUAACCGGGCAACCUUCAGUCCCAUAGUGACGGUGGAACCUCGACGCAGGAAGUUCCACAAACCCAUCACCAUGACGAUCCCGGUCCCGCCCCUGUCAGGGGAGGGGGUUAGCAAUGGCUACAAGGGAGACUCCACCCCCUGCCUGAGGUUGCUAUGCAGCAUCACCGGCGGAACCUCUCCUGCCCAAUGGGAGGACAUCACUGGGACCACACCCCUAACCUUCGUCAACGACUGUGUCUCCUUCACUACCAAUGUCUCUGCCAGGUAAGACUGUCUCCUUCACUACCAAUGUCUCUGCCAGGUAAGACUGUCUCCUUCACCACCAAUGUCUCUGCCAGGUAAGACUGUCUCCUUCACUACCAAUGUAUCUGCCAGGUAAGACUGUCUCCUUCACCACCAAUAUCUCUGCCAGGUAAGACUGUCUCCUUCACUACCAAUGUCUCUGCCAGGUAAGACUGUCUCCUUCACUACCAAUAUCUCUGCCAGGUAAGACUGCCUCCUUCACUACCAAUGUCUCUGCCAGGUAAGACUGUCUCCUUCACUACAAAAUAUCUCUGCCAGGUAAGACUGCCUCCUUCACCACCAAUGUAUCUGCCAGGUAAGACUGUCUCCUUCACCACCAAUAUCUCUGCCAGGUAAGACUGCCUCCUUCACCACCAAUGUCUCUGCCAGGUAAGAAAAGUUUAGUAAGACAAAAGGUAAUAUAACUGGGUUUAGUAUUAUCACUGACUACUGGCUUUACUGGGUUAUUAAGUCAUUUUACAUUCUAUGUGAUUAUAAUACAGAUUGAAUAACAAAACAAUACUAUACAUUACAGAACAUAACAUAUACUGAACAAGCAACAGAUCAUAUAAGGAAAUCAGUCAAUUGAAAUAAGUUAAUUAGGCCCUGAAGAGCUCAGUGACUUUCAACAUGGCACCGUCAUAGGAUGCCACCUUUCCAACAAGUCAGUUAGUCUAAUUUCUGCCCUGCUAGAGCUGCCCCGGUCAACUGUAAGUGCUGUUAUUGUGAAGUGGAAACGUCUAGAAUCAACAACGGCUCAGGCGCGAGGUGGUAGGCCACACAAGCUCACAGAACGGGACCGCCGAUUGCUGAAGCGCGUAGCGCGUAAAAAUCGUCUAUCCUCGGUUGCAACACUCCACUACCGAGUUCCAAAAUGCCUCUGGAUGCAACAUCAGCACAAGAACUGUUAGUCGGGAGCUUCAUGAAAUGGGUUUCCAUGGCCGAGCAGCCGCACACAAGCCUAAGAUAACCAUGCGCAAUGCUGAGCGUCGGCUGGAGUGGUGCAAAGCUCGCCGCCAUUGGACUCUGGAGCAGUGGAAAUGGGUUCUCUAGAGUGAUGAAUCAUACUUCACCAUCUGGCAGUCUGACGGACAAAUCUGGGUUUGCCUGAUGCCAGGAGAACGCUACCUGCCCGAAUGCGUAGUGCCAACUGUAAAGUUUGGUGGAGGAGGGAUAAUUGUCUGGGGCCGUUUUUCAGGGUUUGCCCUAGGCCCCUUAGUUCCAGUGAAGGGAAAUAUUAAUGCUACAGCAUACAAUGGCAUUCUAGACGAUUCUGUGCUUCCAUCUUUGCGGAAACAGUUUGAGGAAGGCCGUUUCCUGUUUCAGCAUGACAAUGCCUCCGUGCACAAAGCGAGGUCCAUACAGAAAUCGUUUAUUGAGAUCGGUGUGGAAGAACUUGACUGGCCUGCACAGAGCCCUGACCUCAACCCCAUCGAACACCUUUGGGAUGAAUUGGAACGCCAACUGCGAGCCAGGCCUAAUCGCCCAACAUCACUGUCCAACCUCACUAAUGCUCUUGUGGCUGAAUGGAAGCAAGUCCCACAGCAAUGUUCCAACAUCUAGUGGAAAGCCUUCCCAGAAGAGUGGAGGUUGUUAUAGCAGCAAAGGGGGGACCAACUCCAUAUUAAUGCCCAUGAUUUUGGAAUGAGAUGUUGGACAAGCUGGUGUAUUUUCACUGUUAUUACCUCCCUUACUUUCUGUCUUCCUGUUUUCUUUCCUCCUCUACUCUGUCCUCCUGUAUCUGUCCUCUGUCCUGUGUGUGUUUCUAACCUGUAUCUGUCCUCUGUCCUGUGUGUGUUUCUAACCUGUAUCUGUCCUCUGUCCUGUGUGUGUUUCUAACCUGUAUUUGUCCUCUGUCCUGUGUGUGUUUCUAACCUGUAUCUGUCCUCUGUCCUGUGCUUGUUUCUAACCUGUAUCUGUCCUCUGUCCUGUGUGUGUUUCUAACCUGUAUCUGUCCUCUGUCCUGUGCUUGUUUCUAACCUGUAUCUGUCCUCUGUCCUGUGUGUGUUUCUAACCUGUAUCUGUCCUCUGUCCUGUGUGUGUUUCUAACCUGUAUCUGUCCUCUGUCCUGUGUGUGUUUCUAACCUGUCUCUGUCCUCUGUCCUGUGUGUGUUUCUAACCUGUCUCUGUCCUCUGUCCUGUGUGUGUUUCUAACCUGUAUCUGUCCUCUGUCCUGUGUGUGUUUCUAACCUGUCUCUGUCCUCUGUCCUGUGUGUGUUUCUAACCUGUAUCUGUCCUCUGUCCUGUGUGUGUUUCUAACCUGUCUCUGUCCUCUGUCCUGUGUGUGUUUCUAACCUGUAUCUGUCCUCUGUCCUGUGUGUGUUUCUAACCUGUAUCUGUCCUCUGUCCUGUGUGUGUUUCUAACCUGUCUCUGUCCUCUGUCCUGUGUGUGUUUCUAACCUGUCUCUGUCCUCUGUCCUGUGUGUGUUUCUAACCUGUCUCUGUCCUCUGUCCUGUGUGUGUUUCUAACCUGUCUCUGUCCUCUGUCCUGUGUGUGUUCCAGGUUCUGGCUAGCUGACUGCCACCAGAUCCCAGAGACAGUAGGCCUGGCCAGUCAGCUGUAUAGAGAGCUCAUCUGUGUUCCUUACAUGGCCAAGUUCGUGGUGUUCGCCAAGAUGAACGACCCUAUGGAGUCCCACCUGCGCUGCUUCUGUAUGACAGACGACAAGGUGGACAAAACCCUGGAACAGCAGGAGAAUUUUGAGGAGGUGGCCAGGAGCAAAGACAUUGAGGUGGGUUUCAGCUCAAUGGGUGUAACUUAUGUUGACAAUUUUGAUUCCUUUUGGAAACAAAGCACGUUUUAUAAGGAGGAUGGGAUCCACCCAAAUAAUAUGGGUUCCUGGAUCCUUUCACAGCAUUAUAAGGCUGCGUUGAGACAAUGACUUAUCAAUGACCCAAGCCCAGCUCAGUUAAUCACUACCAUUGUGUCGCUGAGUCAUCAUAAUGCUUUAGCAAAUGUACAUUAUACCAGGGACAUUGGUAGACACAAUGUAAGUAACCUAAUUUAUGUCCCUCUAACUGCCCUGAAUGCCUCUGCUGAUCCUACAACUAUUGGAUGCAGUAAUCAUGUGUCUAUGAACCGAGGAGGAAGUCCACUGUGUGCAGCUCACCCUGCACUAACAUAAAGAACAUGAGCACAUCUACUGCUGCUAAGCUUCCCAGUAAAGCAAUAAAAACAAGCAAGCUUCCCAGAAAAGUGCUAAAGAUAGCCCACACUACCAGGGUAGUUAUAAACAGUACAGGAAUGAAAUCAUCAACAUGUAUUGAUCAUAUCUUUACUAAUGCUGUAGAAAUGUGCUUGAAAGCAGUAACCAGAUCCAUCGGAUGUAGUGAUCACAAUAGAGUAGCCAUAUCUAGGAAAACCAAAGUUCCAAAGGCUGGGCCUAAUAUAGUGUAUAAGAGGUCAUACAAUAAGUUUUGUAGUGAUUCCUAUGUUGUUGAUGUAAAGAAUAUUUGCUGGUCUGUGGUGUGUAAUGAGGAGCAAACAGACACUGCACUUGACACAUUUAUGAAAUUGCUUAUUCCAGUUACUAAUAAGCAUGCACCCAUUAAGAAAAUGACUACAAAAACUGUUAAAUCCCAAUGGAUUGAUGAGGAAUUGAAAAAUGGCUUGGUUGAGAGGGAUGAGGCAAAAGGAAAGGCAAAUAGGUCUGGCUGCACAACCGAUUGGCAAACGUAUUGCAAAUUGAGAAAUCAUGUGACUAAACUGAAUAAAAAGAAGAAGAAACUACACUAUGAAACAAAGAUAAAUGACAUAAAGAAUGAUAGUAAAAAGCUUUGGAGCACCUUCAAUGACAUUUUGGGCAAAAAGGCAAACUCAGCUCCAUCAUUCAUUGAAUCAGAUGGCUCAUUCAUCACAAAACCCACUGAUAUUGCCAACUACUAAUUAUUUUUUAAUUGGCAAGAUUAGCAAACUUAGGUAUGACAUGCCAGCAACCAACGCUGACACUACACAUCCAAGUUUAUCUGACCAAAUUAUGAAAGACAAGAAUUGUAAUUUUGAAUUCCGUAAAGUGAGUGUGGAAGAGGUGAACAAAUUAUUGUUGUCUAUUAACAAUGACAAGCCACCGGGGUCUGACAACUUGGAUGGAAAAUUACUGAGGAUAAUAGCGGACGAUAUUGCCACUCCUAUUUGCCAUAUCUUCAAUUUAAGCCUACUAGAAAGUGUGUGCCCUCAGGCCUGGAGGGAAGCAAAAGUCAUUCCGCUACCUAAGAAUAGUAAAGCCCCCUUAACUGGCUCAAAUAGCCGACCAAUCAGCCUGUUACCAACCCUUAGUAAACUAUUGGAAAAAAUGGUGUUUGACCAGAUACAAUGCUAUUUUACAGUAAACAAAUUGACAAUAGACUUUCAGCAUGCUUACAGAGAAGGACAUUCAAUAAGCACAGCACUUACACAAAUGACUGAUGAUUGGCUGAGAGAAAUUGAUGAUAAAAAGAUUGUGGGGGCUGUUUUGUUAGACUUCAGUGCGGAUUUUGACAUUAUCGAUCAUAGUCUGCUGCUGGAAAAACGUAUGUGUUAUGGCUUUACACCCCCUGCUAUAUUGUGGAUACAGAGUUACCUGUCUAACAGAACACAGAGGGUGUUCUUUAAUGAAGCCUCUCCAAGCCUCUCCAACAUAAUCCAGGUAGAAUCAGGAAUUCCCCAGGGCAGCUGUCUAGGCCCCUUACUUUUUUCAAUCUUUACUAACAACAUGCCACUGGCUUUGAUUUAAAGCCAGUGUGUCUAUGUAUGCGGAUGACUCAACACUAUACAUGUCAGCUGCUACAGCGACUGAAAUGACUGCAACACUUAACAAAGAGCUGCAGUUAGUUUCAGAAUGGGUGGCAAGGAAUAAGUUAUUUUCAAAAAGUAAAAGCAUUUUAUUUGGGACAAAUCAUUCACUAAACCCUAAACCUCAACUAAAUCUUGUAAUGAAUAAUGUGGAAAUUGAGAAAGUUAAGGUGACUAAACUGCUUGGAGUAACCCUGGAUUGUAAACUGUCAUGGUCAAAACAUAUUGAUGCAACAGUAGCUAAGAUGGGGAGAAGUCUGUCUAUAAUAAAGUGCUGCUCUGCCUUCUUAACAACACUAUCAACAAGGCAGGUCCUACAGGCCGUAGUUUUGUCGCACCUGGACUACUGUUCAGUCGUGUGGUCAGGUGCCACAAAGAGGGACUUAGGAAAAUUGCAAUUGGCUCAGAACAGGGCAGCACGGCUGGCCCUUGGAUGUACACAGAGAGCUAAUAUUAAUAAUAUGCAUGUCAAUCUCUCCUGGCUCAAAGUGGAGGAGAGAUUGACUUCAUCACUACUUGUAUUUGUGAGAGGUAUUAACAUGUUGAAUGCACCAAGCUGUCUGUUUAAACUACUGGCACACAGCUCAGACACCCAUGCAUACCCCACAAGACAUGCCACCAGAGGUCUCUUCACAGUCCCCAAGUCCAGAACAGACUAUGGGAGGCGCACAGUACUACAUAGAGCCAUGACUACAUGGAACUCUAUUCCACAUCAGGUAACUCAGUCAAGCAGUAAAAUCAGAUAAAAAAAACAGAUAAAACUACACUUUAUGGAACAGCGCGGACUGUGAAGAGACACACACACACACAGGUACAGACACAUGCACACACACACAUUAUAACAUACGCACUAUACACACACGUACACAUGGAUUUUGUGUUGUAGAUAUGUGGUAGUGGUAGAGUAGGGGCCUGAGGGCACACAGUGUGUUGUGAAAUCUGUGAAUGUAUUGUCAUGUUUUUUAAAUUGUAUAACUGCCUUAUUCUGCUGCGACCCCAGGAAGAGUACGCUUGCUGCCUUGGCCGGAACUACAUGGGGAUCCCAUAUAAACACCAGGAAGAGUAGCUGCUGCCUUGACAGGAAACUAAUGGGGAUCCAUAAUAAACCCCAGGAAGAGUAGCCGCUGCCUUGGCAGGAAAACUAAUGGGGUCCAUAAUAAACCCCAGGAAGAGUAGCAUGCUGCCCUUGACAGGAACUAAUGGGGAUCCAUAAUAAACCCCAGGAAGAGUAGCUGCUGCCUUGACAGGAACUAAUGGGGAUCCAUAAUAAACCCCAGGAAGAGUAGCUGCUGCCUUGGCAGGAACUAAUGGGGAUCCAUAAUAAAUCCCAGGAAGAGUAGCUGCUGCCUUGGCAGGAACUAAUGGGGAUCCAUAAUAAACCCCAGAAGAGUAGCUGCUGCCUUGAUCAGAACAAUGGGAUCCAUAAUAAACCCCAGGAAGAGUAGCUGCUGCCUUGCAGGAACUAUGGGGAUCCAUACAACCCCAGGAAGAGUAGCUGCUGCCUUGGCAGGAACUAAUGGGGAUCCAUAACAAACCCCAGGAAGAGUACUGCUGCCUUGGCAGACUAAUGGGGAUCCAUAAUAACCCCAGGAAGAGUAGCUGCUGCCUUGGCAGGAACUAAUGGGGAUCUAAUAAACCCCAGGAAGAGUAGCUGCUGCCUUGGCAGGAACUAUGGGAUCUAAUAAAAAUAAACCCCAGGAAGAGUAGCUGCUGCCUUGGCAGGAACUAAUGGGGAUCCAUAAUAAACCCCAGGAAGAGUAGCUGCUGCCUUGGCAGGAACUAAUGGGGAUCCAUAAUAAACCCCAGGAAGAGUAGCUGCUGCCUUGGCAGGAACUAAUGGGGAUCCAUAAUAAAUACAAAUACAAAUAUAAAUACCUGCUGAUUUCACUUCCUAUGUACAUCUCCUGCUCUCAUUCGUCACAAUGCUCUGGAAUUUAUUCCGACACGAUACAUGAUUCUAGAAUGACUUGAAUACUGUAUGGUUAGACCAAGCUGUGUGAUCAGGAUGUAAUUGUGCUGUUGUCUCCUAGGUUCUGGAGGGGAGGCCCAUCUAUGUGGACUGCUAUGGUAACUUAGCUCCUCUGACCAAGGCUGGACAGCUACUGGUGCUCAACUUCUACGCAUUCAAAGAGAACCGGCUUCCUUUCUGUGUGAAGGUACAUAUACUAUACUACUGUCUGGUUGUCCUCCACCGACUCAUGGCCUGGGUAGUGAUGGAACCAGGACUGACUCAUGGCCUGGGUAGUGAUGGAACCAGGACUCAUGGCCUGGGUAGUGAUGGAACCAGGACUGACUCAUGGCCUGGGUAGUGAUGGAACCAGGACUGACUCAUGGCCUGGGUAGUGAUGGAACCAGGACUGACUCAUGGCCUGGGUAGUGAUGGAACCAGGACUGACUCAUGGCCUGGGUAGUGAUGGAACCAGGACUGACUCAUGGCCUGGGUAGUGAUGGAACCAGGACUGACUCAUGGCCUGGGUAGUGAUGGAACCAGGACUGACUCAUGGCCUGGGUAGUGAUGGAACCAGGACUGACUCAUGGCCUGGGUAGUGAUGGAACCAGGACUGACUCAUGGCCUGGGUAGUGAUGGAACCAGGACUGAUAGGAACAAACAGCUUUAGAACAAGGCCUGGAGGCCACAUCCUAGUUCCAUCCUGCCUGCCAGCUCAUCUGAUUGAUCUGUCACUGGCUUCCUGAACUCUGCUGCUGCAACAUGGCUUUCCUUCCCUGUGGAUCCUGUGACCCCUUCCAACAGGUCCAUACUGACCCUGUCUAUGGCUACUGAACUGGAUCACUGGGUUUAAUGAGUACUCGCCCUUCAUGAGUUCAUUUGACCCUCAGGAACUCUUAGGAUAGAGGCUUCCUGACAUCACAGUAGUAGAGUUGAUAGCAUGGAAUCUAUAGCAUCAAGAACCAUAAACUGUGUGCAUUCUUUCAUGUAGUGAAUAUCACCUAAACGCUUUGGUUACUCUCUAGGUCAGAGACAACAGCCAGGAGCCGUGUGGCCGUCUGACGUUCCUGAAGGAGACCACUAAGACCACUAAGGGUCUCCCCCAGACGGCCGUGUGUAACCUGAACAUCACCCUACCUGCGCUGAAGAAGGUGAGCGCUCAGCUGUUGUCAUGGCUGUGUUCCAUAUCAUCCCAUGCUCAUUCAGGGGGGAUAGAGCAGGAUGCUAGAGGCAAAGGGCUUCCUGAGUCUGUCUUUUAUCUGUUUACAGCUUCAUAGUGCUUCAUAGUGGUUAUCUUUGGCUGUUUCCUAGCCAACCAAAUCUCCCGUCUGAUUUGGGACUUUAUGCUUUGGUGCCUUUCUCUUUCCAACUGGCUGACUGGGGUUGUUGCCGUGGUUUCUGUUAGAUUCUCAAUGCUUUUUUCUGUGUUUUUAUUUGCUGGCUUCUCUAACUGUUUCUGUCAAUCACUCCUUUUCACAUCCUGUCCAUUCCCCUCCUUAUUCCACCUGUUUCUGCAAUGCAUCUUGGGAACCCAAGGAAAUGGAGUCAGACCCAGAUGAAGAGGUAAUAUACAGUACCCUGGUGACCUUUACCCCGUCCCUCCAUGGCUCUGUGCUUCUCUGGUGACCUUUACCCCGUCCCUCCAUGGCUCUGUGCUUCUCUGGUGACCUUUACCCCGUCCCUCCAUGGCUCUGUGCUGUUCAAUAAGGCUCUGCUCUGUGUGUCCUCUGUCCUCUGUUCUGUCCUCUGCUGCCAUAUGAUCAUCUGGCUUUGCUUCUGGUAAGCAUCUAUACACUGCAUGAUGGAAACCCUGGGCUCUACCUCUACCCAUCCAUCCAUGUCCCCUGAUCUGUCCCCUUUAGGAAAACACUCUUAAGUUAACCAUGCAGAGCUGUUGGUGAUUUACUUCUUAGAUUGUAAUAUGAACAAUUUCUAGAUGACGAAUUAGCCAAAUUGAUUUCCUUUACAUAUGUUGUUAAUAGGCUAGCGUUAAGGAUUUACAGUGUUUUGUUAACGUAACAAUGUUGAAGUAACUUGGCCAGUUUAGUUAUCACAGUUACUAUAAGAGACAAGUUAAUAAACCCCCCCAGGGAUAGCGGGAACCAACCCACCCAUGGUAUAGCGGACCAACCUCACCCCAGGGGAUAGUGGGAACCAACCCACCCAGGGAUAGAGGGAACCAACCCCCCAGGGAUAGCUAAACCCACCCAGGGAUAGCGGGAACCAACCCACCCAGGGAUAGCGGGAACCAACCCCCCCAGGGAUAGCGGGAAACCAACCCCCCCAGGGAUAGCGGGAACCAACCCACCCAGGGAUAGCGGGAACCAACCCACCCAGGGAUAGCGGGAACCAACCCACCCAGGGAUAGCGGGAACCAACCCACCCAGGGAUAGCGGGAACCAUUUACUUGCGUUUAGAAACCAUACAUUUCAGAUCCUAUUGAUCUGAGGAGUUCAGUAGUUAGGUGAUGUCAGGUCAUCAGUAGUUAGGUGAUGUCAGGUCAUCAGUAGUUAGGUGAUGUCAGGUCAUCAGUAGUUAGGUGAUGUCAGGUCAUCAGUAGUUAGGUGAUGUCAGGUCAUCAGUAGUUAGGUGAUGUCAGGUCAUCAGUAGUUAGGUGAUGUCAGGUCAUCCAUCCUCUAACAGAGAGAACUGAUAGGACUGUGUGUUGUUGUUGCAGACAGAAAAGCCAGAACGACGUCAUACCUUUACAUCUCUAGCCUUGCGUAAGCGUUACAGCUAUCUCGCCGAGCCCGCCAUGAGUGAGUGUGACAUUUUCACUAACUUCUAUAACAAUAAUAAUAAUAAUAUGCUUGGAGUUGAUUUGCAUUAACAUGUAACAUAUUGAGUGAACAACACAGAUUAUAGCUAUUACAUAUUUAUAUGUGAUAUAUGCAUAUUCUCACCUACAUAACUUGUAUUGUAAGUCCACAUGCUUGUUUUUGACAUGGUUUCCUUUGCAUGGUUUUGUUUCAUUAGUAUUUUAAGUUACUGUGCUGUGCUUGCCCACAAUGUGAUAUAUAUAUAUUUAUUUUUUUAAGAUAUUAUUUUUUCACCGGCAAUAAAAUAACUCAAAUCGCGACAUACAGAUUUAGCUUUGAUUGACUAACAUAAUGAUUAGCUUGUUUAUUGUAGAAACCUUGCUCUUUUUGGCUUUGUGAUUGUGUAGCGUCUUCGUUCUGUUGCAUGGAAGGUCAUUGCUGACUUUUCUCUCAGCUGCUACAGUUUCCACCGUAGUCGCUUGUCGCUAAGGCUACUCAGUCUUGCAUGACAUGCACAGAUAUCAUGGAGCUAAAACCUAGAGCUGUGUUUCGCCAUAUAUCUUGCUGUGAAACAGACAGAUGGAGGCUUCUGUAUAGUGUUGACCUCUGUUUUGUCAGAACACCCUAAUUAGGGAAUGGAAACGUGGAAUUUCAGACCAAACAGAUAAAAGGCACUGAUGCAGAUUGAUCUGCUAGCCGGGGGCAGAGGAAUAUAGCACAUCCAAAGUCUAAAGAGAGAAGUUUGAUGUUAUUCUGGGUUCUGUGCAUUUGUCUUGUUGCCGUGUAUAUGUUUAGUUUGUCUUGUUGCCGUGUAUAUGUUUAGUUUGUCUUGUUGCCGUGUAUAUGUUUAGUUUGUCUUGUUGCCGUGUAUAUGUUUAGUUUGUCUUGGUCUUAGUGGUUGUGUUGCUGUAUGUGUUUCAUUGGGCUUCUUUACCAUCUUACUGUGUAACGUUGUCGGAACCAUGGAUCAUAGUGGAUCAUAUUUCCUUUACGGCUGCAUUUUUACCAUCAUUCCCCAUUUCAACUCUUCAUCAAAGCAUUGUUCUUCCUCCCUUGAUAAUAGAAGCGUCACUGACACAUUCUUUUCCUCUGGUCUCUCUGUUUUUCAACCAUUUUCUGUUGAUUUUCUGUUGGAUUUCAUUUUGCUUAUUUAAGAAACAGUUGAGCGAAGCACAGCAAGAACACUGCCUGCUGGUUACGCUCACAAACCUGUCUUUUCAACAAGAUCUUACCAGGCAUGGUCGGCUGCGCCUCUUCCCCACACUGUCCAAGCAAGGUGUGGACUGGGCGCCCUCUCCAGCUCACCGUCCAACACACCAUCUGCAUCGCCACUAAAGUCUGUCUGGUUGCUCUCCUCUGCCUCUCCAAUCAAAUCCACCCUCGGAGCCUCACCAUCACAUUCAGUCAAGUCCUCUGGCGACGUAGCUUCUUCACCUGUCAGAUCCUA
Molecule: messenger RNA, 21561 nt
Organism: Coregonus sp. 'balchen'
Lineage: Eukaryota; Metazoa; Chordata; Actinopteri; Salmoniformes; Salmonidae
Source: the annotation of a GenBank genome assembly